AUGAGGAAUAAAUGUCAGGAGCUUCCCCAGUUUGGAAACCAAAUUAGUUUGGUUCACUGCAGAAAAUUCACAGACAAAGGUUUACCAUACCUGCACUCUUGCAAAGGCUGUCACAAGAUCAUCUGUUUGGAAAUUCCAGGUUGCGUUCAGGUUUGUACUGAUGUCUCCAAAAAUACUGCCAAUGGCUGCAAUUGGAUUCAAGAUUUGCUAAUCAGCAAAAUGUUAACUCUUACAGACAGAUGUAUAAAAGCUCUGGUUGAAAACUGUCAACAGGUAAUGUCUGUUAUCUUUCUUGACUCUCCAAAACUUUCUGACACAACUUUUAAAGUCCUUGCAGAAUGUAAACCUUUGAAGGUCAGCAUUGAAGGGAAUAACCAAACUGCUGAUUUAAGUUUCAAGCUGAUGAGUAAAUGCUGCCCCUACAUGAGGCACAUUCAUGUGGCUGAUUGCCAGUGGAUUACAGAGGCUGGUGCUAAGAUGAUUUCACUAUUGAAGCAUAUUCUUGUACUGAAUAUGGCAGACUGCACAAGGUACCCACCAAAGCUGCUCUACCACUUCAGUGGACAGGACAAAGAAAAUACAGCAGAGUUUGUGGGUCAAGGUAAGGACAGGGAGAGAUCAGUCACCUGGUACUGCCACAGGCAAACCAGACUUGAUCCAGAUGAAGAAAUUAAUUUAUUGCCAAUCAAAUCAGAGUAA
Molecule: messenger RNA, 699 nt
Organism: Zonotrichia leucophrys gambelii
Lineage: Eukaryota; Metazoa; Chordata; Aves; Passeriformes; Passerellidae
Gene: FBXL13
Product: F-box and leucine rich repeat protein 13
Exons: 6
Coding region: 1-699 (232 amino acids)
Cellular component (GO): cytoplasm
Source: RefSeq, a predicted model, not a curated record